Messenger RNA from Colletes gigas, 1889 nucleotides. It is a transcript of the gene Sclp, whose product is annotated as leucine-rich repeat-containing protein 20. NCBI's taxonomy places the organism in Eukaryota, Metazoa, Arthropoda, Insecta, Hymenoptera, Colletidae. The transcript has 4 exons. Gene Ontology annotation, molecular function: protein binding. The record is from RefSeq and is a predicted model, not a curated record. Bases 541 to 1170 code for a protein of 209 amino acids.
AACCGUUCCGAUCCGCGACGACCUUGCACCCAACUCCGAUUUCGACAGGAUCCAGUACCGGCUGGACGACGGACGCGUUUCGCGCGCGGUUGUUUUCAAACAAAGAGAGGGAAUCCGAAACAAAGUAGUCAGCUGAUCCGAGAUGCAUCUCUGGUGGGAGGGCCGAGGCGGCGAGGGCUUAAAUAGCACCGCGUGGAGUUCUGCGCGUCAGUACCAGGCAGCGUCACCUGAAACGCUCUCGUUGCGAUUCCUCUCGUUUCUCCUCGGAGCGCGGAAAAACCAGAAAUACGCGAACUCGUACGUUCUGAAUCGGUUUCCCUAAGACGAGGACCUCCAUGCGUAGCAUCCCGACGGAAAAGUGCAUGUACAGGGCUCUUUGUGCACGAUCAACGAUAACCGGUGCCCGAAACAUGAUAGUUUCCUGAUAGCGGGGGAACGAGUGCUACACAACGCUUCGAGGAGUAACGUUUGACAGAUAUUUUGUGCUCGAGAGGCAUUCGAGAGAUUACUGGUUCGCACGGAUUAUUCGCAUUCGGAGAGAUGAAACCACCGACGUACAAUGACGAACGAGUGCAAGUAUCUCAGGAGCAGGGAGAGAGCAACGUGGCCAUGGCUGUUUGCGUGCAGUUGGCGGGCCGGGCGAUCAUCAGGGUGGUUUCCCGUUGCGAGGAGGCACAGGACAAUUGCAAUCUAGAUUUGUCGGAAUGCCAAUUAAUGCAGGUACCUGAUGCAGUAUAUCACUUAAUGAGACACACGGAAUUGAAAAGAUGCGAUCUUUCUGGGAACGUGAUAACAAAAAUUCCACCAAAAUUUGCAGUGAAAUUUUCAUUAAUCACCGAACUGAACCUGAGUCACAAUCAAAUGAGCAAGCUGCCAGAGGAACUCGCCGAGUUGCAAGCUUUAGAGAGGCUGAACAUUUCGCAUAAUACCUUCAUUGCUUUGCCACCUGUUACUUGUCGGAUACCACAGCUGAAGCACCUGCAUGCCAACAACAACUCUAUCAUCGACGUAGACAUCGAGAGACUGAGGCACGCUCCAGUUUUGGAAUUUAUUGAUCUACAAGCUAACCCGCUCACGCCCAGAAUGCACGAUCUUCUCGGCACCUUGACCCGGAUUCGGAUCGAAUUGACGCCCAGACAGGUCGAGGAAUGGGAAGAUCUUACUAUCUGAGGCGGGUCCACGCCGCAUGGAGAACAAUCAAAUCUGCCAAAGGGGCGGAUCGUCGAAUAUUCGUCCUGCGUGGACGUAGUUUGCUUCCGUUUAUCUUGACUGAGAUGGUUCAAGGAGUUCGCGAACGAAUCGUUUCCGCGAACCAUGAACGAACAGCAAGUAUUUUGUACAGUGACUGUAUAUGAUCCAACCGACAACGUGGCGCGGGCGAUAAAGCAGGAAAAAACCGUACCACCUCGCCGGAAAGCAUAUAAACUCUUUGUAACUGACGUUCCUCGCGGUCAGUACUUAACAGCAAAGACUUGCCGGGUACCUGGAAACUUUCUGCAUUGAUCUCGUGAAUAACCGAUCGUCGCUUCCUCUUCCCGUUUUAUACCGUGUGUUUUCUCUUUUUUUUUUCUAGAUUUUAUUCGGCCGCUCGCACGUUUGGCCGCGCACCGCUGUGAUUGAUGUACGCGCGUUGCAUCGCGAGCCGCCGAUCCAACUUAUUACCAUAAUUUAUACUAACUCCGUACAAGUAUCCUGUAAAUUUAAGAUACGUUUUAUUAUUUUUUAUGCGUGGACUUGACAUAUUGCGACAUAUUGUGUAUAAUCAAUCGUGCGACUGCCAAUGUACGGGCGAUCGACUGCUGACAUACUCGCUACAAACGAGCCGUCACUUUAAUUUUAUAAACACACACACACACACAUACACAAAAAGAGAGAGAUUUAUAUAAAGA